Messenger RNA from Seminavis robusta, 2896 nucleotides. Lineage: Eukaryota; Bacillariophyta; Bacillariophyceae; Naviculales; Naviculaceae. The record is from the annotation of a GenBank genome assembly.
UGUCCACCAGGAGGGGGUGGAGCAAAUCCUUGUCCUUGUCCUGGGGGCGGCGGAGGCGGAGCAAAGCCUUGGCCUUGAGGUGGCGGUGGUGGCGCAAAGCCGGAUCCAGGGAACUGUCCUGGAGGCGGGGGUGGAAACGCCAUCUUCACUUGGACUUUUUCGUGAUCAAUCCGAUACAGAUAAUAUGAGCAGAACCAGGAUAAUGCCUUCUGUUUUGUCUUGCUUGCUACCUUCUUGUCUGUACGACUUAACCUCCUUGCUUGGGGUAUCAGGCGAGGCAGAAGAUGCCAAUGCCAAUGUACAAAAGAUAUGCUGUGCUGUUGGUUGUGGACGAUGACCGAAUCCAACGGCAACAAACAACAGGAGCGGUCGGUUCGUCGCGAAGACCCGAUGUGGUGGCAGGAACCACAAAAAGAUCUCUCGAUUGCUCUCGAAGGGCUUCGAUCUUGGGCGCGCGUCGUUGCGCGGAAGCGGGAAACACCAGUCGAGGUUUGAAGAUUCAUGGCGGUAUCUGAAGAUACAUUAAUAAUAUUGAUGUUAAAUCUACAACAAUACUUCUGCCCUCUUGCCAAAGAUGCGGACAAUAAAGCCAUGGCUCAUACCGGUAGGGGAUGGCUGUGAUGGGUGCAUUUUCUGCUCGAAAAGUCUCAAGGUCUCUAAAGAAUACGUUUCCGGUGAUCAGUCGUAACGUUUUUCUCUUCAUCCCUAUUUCGAUUCUCAGUUCCACCUGGGAGGUACCGGUAGAGCAUCGGGGGCGAGAUAAGGACCAUACCGUACCGGUACCGGUACCGGUAGCAUUUGGUGUUUGGUGGGUUGGAUACCACAUGCACAGAAGACCUCAGGGGCAAAAUUGACAGAACAAGGAUGGCGAAGGCGUCCACAGUGGUUGUACUAUUGUUGAUAUCCCUGUUCCACCAGCUCUGUGCCAAUGCGAUUGUCCUGAGAAACUCGGAAAACAAUCAUCGAUUCUACCUGGCAAAGACCCAAGAGACCUUUAAAUUUGCCGACUUGCAGCUUCUGCAAGCCCAACUGGAUGCAACCAACUGCCAAUAUGAAUGCGAGAGGCUUGUGUUGGAUGCCGCCACGGGAUCGACACUUCUACAACUGAAUUUUGAUUCCAGGAAUCCAGCAACGGUAUACGACCUCUUGCCACAGCAAUCUUCUGAAAAGAAUAAAGUUGAAGUGGACGACACUCUUCCACCUAGCUUGGCACGGUGUGAAUGGAUAGCAGAGGUCAUUGCUUUUGGAUCAAAUGCCAGCAAUUUGGUCAAAUCAUUGCAAGAACACAACAAUGGAAAAGGAAUCGCAAUAGAAAAUUGCACAGGUUGGGCCAUCGAUUACAUCCGAAUGGUUGAUAAAGAGGGCUCGGCAAACGACAUUCCCAAGCUGGGAUACACUUUGAAGCCGCUCCUCUGUGCAAUUGCUCAAAACAUUCGAGCCCCGGCAUCGUUGGAUGCCAGCUGUGCAUCCGACAAACUAGUUGCUAUCGAGACACUGCACCAUGGCAUAUACGUGGGUCGCAUCAUUUCACGUUCUGGCUCUCCUACCGGUACUGCUCACCUGUCCUGCUGGAGCAAGAGGCCUUUCCAGUACAGUUCUGCCAUUCACCCCGUGGUGGCUGAGAUCGUCAUUGAAAUGUUGUUUGAUCUAGUCGAACACCCGGUGGAACCGGACGGCGCUAUUCGUAUCCUCGAUCCAACGUGUGGUAGCGGUACCUUCCUGGCCUUUGCUCUGGCUUCCGGGAGACGAAGAGUCCACGUCGAAGGGUGGGAUGUCAACCCGCAGUGUGUACAAGGAACGAAGCAAAACCUUGGAUACUGCUUUGGAGAAGAUAGUGUCUCUUCAAGGUGUCGAGUGCGUGUAAGGGAUAGCUCUAUAGUGCCACUCGUCCAAGAGUCAGGAGACUUGCCGUUGAAGAUUGACUGUGUAGUUUCCAACCUGCCGUGGGGGCAGAAUACAAUUGACUACGUGGAUCAGAAUCUCAACAUUCUGAAAGCACUGAAGCGACAGCUGAAACCUGGAACUCCAUGCAUCUUCGUCCACAAGGAUGCACUCUUGUCCAACUCCAAGCCGCUGGCACGCCUGGGCUACAGCAUCAUCGGGGAAGCCACAGUACCGCCACCGAAUUUUGCGCUUCCCAAAUCACGUAAGAAACGCACUUCUAGCAGCAAAGACGCGGAUGGUCCUACAAGCACAAGACCACAACGAAUCACAGUGACAAGAACUCUGUCUUGAAACUACAAAAUAAUUUCCUUUGUGUAAGUCUAUUAUUCGUGCCGAUGACUGGUGGGAUGCAUUUGCACAAACCACCAUGUCAUGACGAAAGCAAGGACGGCAAUCCCGGAACAGAUCAGCAUGACAUUGGCAUCGCCAUAGGUUUCUGCAACUGGUUCAAACAGGGUGGCUCCAGUCAAAGCGCCCAACUUUCCCGCGGCAGCACUGACUCCAUUUAAUGUGGAUCUGCACUCUGGCGAGAACACCAUUGAAGGCAAGAUGAAAGUUGUCGUGUUUGGUCCAUUGUUGGCAGCAAAGAAGGUCAUGCCAUAGAGCAAUACGAGAAGCACUGGCGUGUGCUUCAAAGCAGACCAAUUGGUCCCAAUGGCAAAGUAGAGAACGGCCAUCAAGGCGAAUCCUUGUAGCAUGAUGUAUUUUGGCGUUUGAAGUAUACCGCAUAUCCGUCUUCCCAUGACCAAGCCUGCGACACCGUAACCAGGGAGGGCAAUGGCAGUCAAAAUCAAGGAAUUGAUGGCUGUUUCCCUCAAUUCGAUGAUAGGAUCGCCUCCUUUGCUACUGGAUCCAAAUGCGGCCUCGAUCACAAUGGGUUGGAAGAGAGCAUUCCCAUAAAACAACACGUCAAAUAAAAACCAUGUCCCUGCAGUCCCCAAUAAUUUUCGAA